CCUACUCAUUCAAGGGUUUUCUUUAUUUUUACUCUUUUCUACAUUGUAGAAUAAUAGUGAAGACAUCAAAAGUAUGAAAUAACACAUAUGGAAUCAUGUAGUAACCAAAAAAGUGUUCAGAUAUUAGAUUUUUCAAAGUAGCCAACCUUUGCACACUCAAACUUUUGACUGGUACUGUAUAUAAAUAAGGUAUUUAUGUUUUUUAUUUUUUAAUACAUUUGCAACAAAAACCCUUUGCUUUGUCAUUAUGGCAUAUUGUGUGUAGAUUGAUGAGGACAUUUGUUUAUUGAAUCCAUUUUAGAAUAAGGCUGUGAAGUAACACAAUGUGGAAAAAGUCAAGGGGUCUGAAUACUUUCCGAAUGCGCUGUACAUCCCAUUGCCGAGUAUAAAACAAGGCUAAGUAGGGUCUAUAGGCUAUGCAAUAAAGCCCCAAUAAAGCCCUUUCUGGGGAGUUUUUCCCAGCCAAGAGCUUCUACAUCUGUGUUGCUCUCUGGGGUUUUAGGUACGGUUUCUGUAUAAGCACUUUGUGACAACUGCUGUUGUAAAAAAGGGCUUUAUAAAUAAAUGUGAUUGGUUGAUAGCCUAACCAUGUCAAUGUACGGUCUUUACCACAUGCCAGCUGGCCAUAGACCGAGGUCUUUUCACACACUGAAUAACGAAGGAAGGGGUUGGGGGGUUCUUGUCCGUAAGAUGUCGGCACAAAUAGGAUAAUAACCUAAAUGUACUCUUGAUUCCGGAUUCAUGAAAAGACUGCGUUUUGGGGAAAAUGACUAAGUGUUGAAUUUUGAAGGAAGGCAAUUUUAAGCUUUCAUCUUUAAAAGCUUGUAACGUUUUAAUCACGCCUUGCAUCUUUAAGUAGACCCUACCCACAGGAGUUGAGUUAGAUCAAUGCGUUGAGUUUAAUAAAUUGCAAUACGUUAUCUCAGUGGGCUAUCAGAGGCCCUCACUGAAAUCGCAUCUGCUGAGAAAUGCAACUUUUAAUUGAGAACAUCAAUCCCGAGUUAAUUCUCUCUCCACUUCUAGCCCCUCACCCUUUAUGAAAUAGGCUGAUCCUUACACCGUGACAUCCUCCAAUCAGAUAUCUUUCCACUUCAAGUAGAGCGAAAAGGGAGGUGGAAGCUCGGCCUGGUGUAUAAAACCGUUUUCGCGUGGGAUUUUUGUACCAAUGCAACCUGCAACUCCUCUGCUAGCCAAGGCCGAGUGACGCUACUAGGCUAGAGCGACACGAAGAACGCGGGACGACCCCGUGCUGGUGUGUGGAUUUCACUAGAGUGUGACAACGAGGGGGAAUUCCCAGCAGCGGAGCGUGAAGCCAAUGCUGCUGCCGCGGCCUUAGAGCCCAAGCAGACGUGCGCUGUCCAGCCGCGGUGGUGCUGAAACGCCGGCAUCGAUCCUUCCCUCAGUGACGUAGGGAGAGAAGGGCAAGGUUUGGCUACAGGCAGAUAGAAUACACUGGAUAUUAAUAUUGUAAUGAUAAAACCGCGCAAAGACUACACAGAAGCCAUAUAGAACAUACAGAACUCACAAGCAACCAAGCAUUAACAAAAAGCAAGUGAAAACUUGGAAGAACGGGUUGGACUUUUCCCCGCCCUCGGUGUCACUCGAGGGUUGUGAGCAGCACGCCGUAUCCUUGCGGAACCCAGAGAAGAAUCCGGGGAGAGACAGGAGAGACUUCAGAUCUAUAAGUGGCAGUCGACGGUCCUACGUUGCGCGUGGACUGGAGCGAAGCAAACUCAGUGUCUGACCUGGCGCUCUUCGGAAACACCCGGAUCUGCUUGGCUCACAGACUCAUUCUCCACGCGCCCCUAGGUAAAUGUUGAAGACACCGUUGAAAUGUUACCAAAAUCGAGAAGAGCACUUACCAUUCAAGAGAUUGCGGCAUUAGCCAGAUCUUCAUUACAUGGCAUUUCCCAGGCGAUGAAGGACCAUGUGACACGGCCCACAGGCAUGGCCCAGGGCAGGGUGGCCCACCUGAUAGAGUGGAAGGGCUGGUGUAAGCCCACUGACACCCCCGCAGCUCUGGAGUCUGACUUCAACAACUACUCUGACCUCACUGAGGGAGAACAGGAGGCCCGCUUCGCUGCAGGUGUGGCGGAGCAGUUUGCCAUAGCGGAGGCUAAGCUGAGAGCCUGGUCGUCUGUGGAUGGAGAUGACUCUAAUGACGACUCUUAUGAUGAGGACUUCAUUCCUGCCAACGAGCCCACAACACAAAGCACGGAGGUGCCCCCCUACCUGAGGGACCUUCUUCACAGUCAGGUGUGUCAGCACCUGGGUCUGCGGGGGCCGUGCUGCGAGGGAGCAGGUAGAGGAGACAGGCCCUCGCCCACUUCCACAGACACCAUCUGCUCCAGCCUCUGCAGCCUGGACGAGCAACACCCCUUACUGCGAGAUCUCACCCAUCACUGCGGCAACAACUACGGUAACGCCGCCGAGCUGGCUGCCAAGAUCCUCUCGGCCCUGCAAGGGGGAGAGGAGCUGCUGUUGGCCCGCCUCCAGAGGGUGGAGCAGGGGGUUAGAGGGGGAGGGGACUUCAACAUCCUGGGGGGUGCGAGGGGCCGGCCAGGGGGGGAGGAAUCGCCCUGCUACUCUGUGACCUACUCCGAGACCUACCUGUCACCCGGGGAGGACGACGAUACGCCCUGCAAAGACUACGAGGGCACCGUGUGCCAGGGAGAAGGAGAUGGCGAGGUGUACCCACCUGAUUAUGCCACCCACAGGAAGGUCUCAGACGUAGCCUCCUCCGGGGUGGUGUCUCUGGACGAGGAUGAAGAGGAGGAAAAGGAGGAGGAGGAGAGGGAGAGAGAGCAGGGAAACCAAUGUCAUUGAUUUUUGUUUCAUCCAUUGUUUCUCUGUCCAUCUCUCCGUCCCUCACAUGGCCUCUGAUAUGUUAAGCCUGUCCAUCUCUCCGUCCCUCACAUGGCCUCUGAUAUGUUAAGCCUGUCCAUCUCUCCGUCCCUCACAUGGCCUCUGAUAUGUUAAGCCUGUCCAUCUCUCCGUCCCU
Messenger RNA from Oncorhynchus keta (chum salmon), 3001 nucleotides. It is a transcript of the gene fam131ab, whose product is annotated as family with sequence similarity 131 member Ab. The record is from RefSeq and is a predicted model, not a curated record. The transcript has 6 exons. Bases 1834 to 2826 code for a protein of 330 amino acids. Lineage: Eukaryota; Metazoa; Chordata; Actinopteri; Salmoniformes; Salmonidae.